This is a messenger RNA of Merops nubicus (carmine bee-eater), 189 nucleotides long. RefSeq names its product cell death activator CIDE-3-like. NCBI's taxonomy places the organism in Eukaryota, Metazoa, Chordata, Aves, Coraciiformes, Meropidae. The record is from RefSeq and is a predicted model, not a curated record. Gene Ontology annotation, biological process: regulation of apoptotic process. The transcript has a single exon. The annotation marks the transcript as partial.
ACACCUGGCUACCAGCUGAGCCUGUCUCAGAAGCCCCCUCGGAGGAUCGACGUGGCUUGUGUCACUUUUGACCUCUACAAGACCAACCCACGGGACCUGGGCUGCCUCAAUGUCAAGGCCACCCUCUAUGGCACCUACAGCAUGUCCUACGACCUGCGCUGCUAUGGGGCCAGGCGCCUGGUGAAGUGA